This is a messenger RNA of Peniophora sp. CBMAI 1063, 807 nucleotides long. NCBI's taxonomy places the organism in Eukaryota, Fungi, Basidiomycota, Agaricomycetes, Russulales, Peniophoraceae. The record is from the annotation of a GenBank genome assembly.
AUGCCGGCUUCACCAUCAGGGCCAGCGCAGCCUACGGUGCCAUCGUCGCUUCUAUGGGCGCACAUCCUCCGGCGCCCGCGACCGCCAACCGCGCCACCUCCGCGCGCGAACCUAACACCGGCGGACAAGGCCAAGGCGGCAACGCGCAUUCUCCUACACGACACCCAGUCCCGGCUGGAGACCUUUGCCAAGACAGCCGAAGGCCUGCUCAACGAAACGCGCCGCGGGCGCGUGGAGGUUGAGCGAGUGCGAGAUGAAUGCGCGGGGGCGGGGGCGGGGGAGAAGACGGGGGACGAGGUUGUCGGUGCCCUCAAUCGUGUACAAGGGGCCAUCACAAAAGUCGUAGGAGAACCCGCGCAGGCGAAGAACGUCGAUUCGCUGGCCGCGAACGUCGCCGGACUGGGCAAGCUCGUCGACGCGCAAACGCACAUUCUCACCGCCAUCCAGUCGUGUUGCGGCAUACCCGAGCACCAGAUUCGCUGGUGCCCGCCUCUAGAUCUCAGGCCGUUACUCGCUCUGCCCGCUGCGAUCGAUGCGCUCUCACUCCGCCUGGCCACGAACAGAAUAUCUCCCAUUACCAGCUCUUCGCCCCGCAGCACCACCUCAAGCGACGCACCCAGCUCGUCCGCUAGUGCCGACUCGUCCACAUCGCCCAAACGCGCACACGAGCCUGCAGAGCCCCGCCAAGCGGCUGAAGUUGGAUGGCGCAUCGGCAGCGCGGACACCGUCACGGUCCAACGCUUCCUCGACUACCGACGCGACAUUGAUGCCAUCUUCCCGCUUCCGCCUUCUGCUCAGCGCCCAUGA